This is a messenger RNA of Cuscuta campestris, 1660 nucleotides long. The record is from the annotation of a GenBank genome assembly. NCBI's taxonomy places the organism in Eukaryota, Viridiplantae, Streptophyta, Magnoliopsida, Solanales, Convolvulaceae.
GUUGAUAAUAUAAAACUAAAAUAAAAACCCCGAGAACUAAUUAUAGAAUUUACAAUAAAAUAAUACAUGAAAAUGCAUUAAAAAAUUGUUUUUUGGGCGAGUACACAAACGCCUAUAGGCAUUCGACCGACCGCCGCACCACGCCUGCUGCCGCCACCAGAGACUUCGUUCGGCCACCGCGCCCAAAGCUUCUCGCAAACAACCGAUUAAUCUAUACUCAUAGGCUGCGAGUUCCGUGACUGUUUCACCCCAAAAUAUGGGCAAGAAAGGGCCUAACUCGAGAGAAGGAAGUGGUGGUGUGACUUUUGGAUCAAGCACGAUCCGACAUGAUUGGAAUGCAAGGAAGCCGAGUCAUGUUAACCCCAAGUUGAUGGUGAAAGUGGAUCAUAUGAAAAACCUUGCAGUUUGGGCCAGCGGCGUAGCAUCCAUACCCCCAUUGAGCACCUUUUUUGGCACGCGAUUAGCUGCUUACUCUGAGUCCUUGGGUUUGGCUCCCGACCCUUCUUUGGUCUCUUGUCAAAGGCCUCGCAUCAUCAGCUCAGCAUGCUGCGUAAUUGCACUCACUAAACUAACCUGCUUGGUGCUGCGCCAUGAACACUGUAAUCUGCUUCAACCUAAAUCGAUAUGGAAUGCAGACAAAGCGGUGGACAAAUGCCCCCUAGUGGAGCACAUAUUGCAUUUGGUACCGUUAGAAGUGAAUAUAUUCCAAUGUGUUACGCUGCCUGAUGCUCCAAAAUUCGGCAAAGUAUUCGGAGGCCAAUUUAUGGGGCAGGCAUUAGCAGCAGCCACAAAAACUGUUAAUUGUCUCAAGAUUGUUCACAGCAUUCGUGCCCACUUCCUUCUCGGUGGGGAUGUUGAUAUUCCAAUAAUAUAUGAAGUACAUCGUGUGCGUGAUGGGAAGAGCUUCUCAACAAGGAGGGUAGAUGCAAUACAGAAAGGGAAUGUUGUAUUUACUUUAGUUGCUUCAUUUCAGAAAGAAGAGGGAUUUGACCACCAGGACGCAUUAAUGCCUAAUGUGCAGGAUCCAGAAACGCUUCUGUCAAUGGAAGAGAUACGUGAAAGGCGGCUCACUGAUCAUCGUCUUCCCAGAACCUAUAGGAACAUUUUAGCUACUGUGGAGUUUGUUCCAUGGCCUAUAGAGAUAAGGUUCUGUGAUCCUAGUACAGGAACCAGCCAGACCAAGAGCCCUCCAAGUUUGAGGUUCUGGUUCAGAGCAAAGGGAAAUCUUUCUGAUGAUCAAGCUUUGCACCGAUGUGUUGUGGCAUAUGCGUCGGAUCUUAUCUUUGCUUCUGUAAGUAAUAAUCCUCAUCGCAAGGCAGGGCUGAAGAUUGCGACUCUUAGUCUCGAUAACUCUUAAGUGUCUUCAAGCUACACUCGAUGUGGUUUCACAGGCCAAUUCGGGCUGACGACUGGAUACUGUUUGUGAUUGGGAGUCCAUCUGCACAUAAUGCUCGCGGUUUUGUUUCUGGGCAAAUGUUUGACCGGAACGGAACGCUUGUGGUGUCACUCACCCAAGAGGCGUUGCAGCGAGCCGUCCUGCCUACACGAAAGCCGAUCGGGCAGUCAAAACUCUAACUCAUAUCAAUGAAGUCUUUGGUCUUGUUCCAUUCAACAUUUUUUUUGUCUUGGCAGAAUCUUGAAAUGAAUUGAUUCUCAGAAA